GCAGCCCCCCGGGCGGGGGCGGGGCCGUGGCGGCCGCUGAGGCGGCUCCCUGCUAUGGUCCCGCCCCCUCCGUGCGCCCCGCCCCCUCCACCCACCCCGCCCCCUCGGCGCGCUGCUCUCGGGCUCCCGCCGCGCUCGAUCUCUCGCCGCCCGCGGCCUCUCGCUCCGCUCGCCCGCGGCCGAGAGCGGGACCAAAGAGUCCUUCUGGUGGGCGGCGCGGGGCUGCGCGCGUCCAGCAUCCCGGGGCCGCUCGGGCCGGCCGGCGAGGGAGCUCCCCUCGGCGGUCCAUGCAUCCGCCGCCGCCCGCCGCCGGCGUCGCGAUGGAUUUCGGGCAGAACAGCCUGUUCGGCUACAUGGAGGACCUGCAGGAACUCACCAUCAUCGAGAGGCCGGUCCGCCGGAGCCUCAAGACACCAGAAGAAAUAGAAAGAUUGACCGUUGAUGAAGACCUCAGUGAUAUUGACAGGGCUGUUUAUCUGCUCAGUGCUGGUCAAGAUAUCCAAGGAACAAGUGUGAUUGCAAAUCUUCCAAUUUUGAUGCGGCAGAAUCCUACUGAGACCCUUCGGAGAGUCUUACCCAAAGUCAGAGAAGUUCUGCAUGUUGCAAGCGUGGAAAUGCAGCUAACGGCUGCAGUGUCAUUUCUGACCAUUCUACAGGAAGAAUCAAUGUCAGUCCACACCUAUGCACACUCCUUCCUGCAAAUCAUUCUCCUGAACCUGGAGCACAGGGACACAGGUGUCAGCAAUGCAUGGCUGGAAACACUUCUCUCUGCAAUAGAAUUAUUACCAAAAGAAACCCUGAGGCAUGAGAUUCUGAAUCCACUUGUUUCCAAGGCACAACUUUCCCAAACUGUCCAGUCACGUUUAGUUAGCUGUAAAAUUUUAGGAAAACUAACCAACAAAUUUGAUGCCCAUAGCAUUAAAAGAGAAAUACUUCCCCUGGUAAAAUCACUCUGUCAAGAUGUGGAAUAUGAAGUUCGAUCUUGUAUGUGUCGGCAGUUAGAAAAUAUAGCUCAGGGCAUUGGGACAGAAUUGACAAAGAGUGUGGUGCUCCCCGAAUUAAUAGAACUCUCUAGGGACGAGAGUGGCAGUGUGCGACUUGCUGCUUUUGAAACCUUGGUUAACAUGCUUGACAUGUUUGAUACAGAUGACAGAAGUCAAACCAUACUUCCUUUAGUGAAAUCAUUCUGUGAAAAAUCUUUUAAAGCAGAUGAAUCCAUUCUUACUUCUUUAUCUUUUCAUUUAGGAAAGCUCUGCCAUGGACUCUAUGGAAUUUUCACUCCAGAUCAGCACUUGAGAUUUUUGGAAUUUUAUAAGAAACUUUGUACAUUGGGUUUGCAACAAGAAAAUGGUCACAGUGAAAACCAGAUUCCAUCCCAAAUUAUCGAGCAGGAGAAGAAAUACACUUCAGUACGGAAGAACUGUGCUUACAACUUUCCGGCCAUGAUUGUUUUUGUUGAUCCUAAAAACUUCCACAUGGAACUCUAUUCUACAUUCUUCUGCCUUUGUCAUGACCCUGAAGUACCAGUCAGAUACACUAUUGCUAUUUGCUUUUAUGAAGUAUCUAAACUUCUGAAUUCUGGCGUGUAUUUAAUACACAAAGAACUGAUAACAUUAUUACAAGAUGAAUCGCUGGAGGUACUAGAUGCUCUUAUAAAUCACCUCCCGGAAAUCUUGGAACUUAUGUCUAUUGGUGGAGAAAGCAGUAUUCAAGAAAAUAAGUUGUCUUCUCUGCCUGAUUUGAUUCCUGCACUCACGGCUGCUGAGCAGCGAGCUGCAUCCUCUCUGAAGUGGAGGACCCAUGAGAAGCUGCUGCAGAAAUAUGCCUGUCUGCCUCACAUCAUAUCAAGCGACCAGAUUUAUUACCGUUUCUUACAAAGAAUGUUCACCAUCAUGAUGACAAAUAAUGUCUUACCUGUCCAAAGAGCAGCUGCACGAACUCUAUGUGUUUUUCUACGCUAUAAUCGUAAACAAGAGCAGAGGCAUGAAGUCAUUCAAAAAUUAAUUGAACAGUUGGGCCAAGGAAAGAGUUAUUGGAAUAGACUUCGGUUUUUGGAUACCUGUGAAUUUAUCAUAGAGAUCUUUUCCAAAUCAUUUUUCUGCAAAUAUUUCUUUCUACCUGUUAUUGAACUAACCCAUGACCCAGUAGCGAAUGUGAGAAUGAAACUUUGCUACAUGCUGCCCAAAGUGAAAUCAGCUCUGAAGAUUCCUGCAGACAUGCAUCUUCUUCAGCAGUUAGAAAUGUGUGUGAGAAAACUCCUGUGUCAAGAAAAAGAUAAAGAUGUCCUGGCUAUUGUGAAAAAAACAGUAUUAGAGUUGGACAGAAUGGAAAUGUCUAUGGAUAUGUUUCAGAAAAAAAAUUAUGAGAAAGAUUUAUUGGAUCAAGAGAAAGAAAGAGAAGAACUACUGUUUUUGGAAAUGGAACAGCUUGAGAAGGAGAAGCAUCAGAACGAAGGGAGGUCCUCCAGUGAGAAAAGCUUUGAGAAGAAACGCAGAGACCCUAGGACACCAACGCAGAGCCUACCCAAGAACAUCCCCGUUUCUGUUCCUGGACCAUCUAGCACUCCAUCAACAAGCAAAGAAAUCAAGAAAUCCAAAUUGAUUCGAAGCCAAUCUUUUAAUAAUCAAGCUUUUCAUGCAAAAUAUGGCAACUUAGACAAGUGUGCUAGUAAAAGCUCCACCUUAGCUCAUACACCUUCCGUCUCAGGGCUGGUAAGGACGGCCAUGCUCUCACUAACUGAUGACUCAUUCCGGACUCGCAAUACCAGUAGCGUCCCAGCCUCCUUUUCUCCUAGUCCUGUUUUGCCCAGUACUUCCCGUGGGACAGGUAACACAGCUGAUCCAAAGAGUAGUGGAAGUAAAGAUGCGCAGCCUCGGAAGGCUACCUUAAAAUCCAGAAAAUCCAAUCCUUAAGUCAACUGCUUGGUGAAGGAAGCAAGCAUUCGGCAGAGACUGUGACGGUGGAAAAGAGCUCCAGUGAUGGCCGGGCUUGUUGAAGUGUGGAGGGGAAGGGGACAUCAUGCAGCUGCUGUGAAACGUACCUUACUUGGAAUUAGAAUUCCUAGGAGGUAUGACACGUUUUAGCAUGGGCUCUGAACCUCAGUGCCCAGUACAGUGUAAUGAGCUCCAGCUUGGGAUGUGUACCCAGACUGCAGGAGAGACAUGCCUGUCUGUGAGAAGCUGCUCUUGGUUACUGUAAGUUGUACAUUUAGACAUUCCAUAGCAGUCUGGAUUAGCUGAUUGCUCCUUGGGUAGCAACCUGGGCAGGGACACGGGAGGUAAGAAAGGCACUGUAUUUCCUCAGAGCUCUCUAAGCCAAGAAGAAAAAUCAAACCAAACACUGUCCUAUGGGUCCUGGGAUCCUGUGACAGUGUCAGCACCUGGACAACCCCAGUCUAGAUUCGGCCAUGAAAAUCUGCAAAGAUUUUAGCUAACAAAUACCUUAAAAAUGAUAGAUUGAUGAUUUCCUUAAUUCCCAGAAUUUCUUUUAUAAAUGCUUUGUUUACAUUUUGGAUUGUAUCUGUCCUUAAUUUCAAAUGAUGAAUCUAGUUUGAAUCAGCUGUUAUUUCAAGCUAUCAUGCUCACACUACGUCAACAGCAGCCAUUUGUAUGAUGCUAAUACUUCCAUCAAAGUUUGCCUGUGGAACAUAGAUUGUCCUUAACUUUAAAGUAUCGGUUCCUGAGAUAGAAUGUAUGAAGCUAUUGUCAGCUUCUCUAUUUCAAAUGCAAUCAGCAUACACCUAUAUUGAUAUCAGAAAAUACUUGUUUUUUAAAGAUAUAUUGAUGUAUGAUAAAGAUGAUCUAAUUUGUGAAUGCAUAUGUGUGCGUGGUUACUUUUUAUAAUGUGAAAUGGAUAAUGAGCUUGUUUAAAAUAAAGCAGAGGUUAAUGAGCACUUGUGAGAAAAGUUUUAAAUACUUUCCUACAGCUCUUACUCUAUGAAGAAAGGGCAGUUCAUCUUUAAACAAUGAGCAAGUGGAGCAGAUUUAUGUUAACUCGAAAGGACUCUGGGACAGCUGCUUACUGCUUUUUCAUUAUUUGUCAUUCCUUUCCUUCCCUAUGACCUCUUUAGGGACCAUUGAGGGACUCAUAACACCAUUCAUCAAGGACAGUCAGGUCAGAAGUGAGAGUCUGGUAGCCAUGAGAAACUUGACUGUUCUGCAUAAGGGAAUUCAGUUUAACUAGUUUAUGUCUCCUACUAGCGUUAGUAAUGUGGGAUUGAAUCUACUGUGGUCUGGAGAAUUCGUUGUGCAUAAGGGGACCUCAAGGCUGCAUCAGUUUUUCCAGUACUCUGGUUCAAAAAGUCGGCAUUGACUAUGUCUACUUUAAAUAAAAUGGAAAGUUUCAACUUGAUUGUUAAAUAAUACACUUAGUAGUUAUAAACUUUUUAUAUUCUUGUUAUAUAUGUGGGACAAGGGGGAAGUGAUCUGACAGAAUAGUCACCACUGCUUAUAAAGUUGGAAGUCAAUUGCUUAGGCAUUAAAUUCUCAAUUAAACAGUUAUUCAAAAUUACUUUUGGAAGUAUUUCUUUUCACAAGCAUUAAAAACUUUUUAAAAAUUUGAAUCUUUGUUAAAAAUCAUAUCCCAGAGACAAAUAUGCAGGAAGAUUAAAAUGCAAGUGGGUAGCAAAUAGGCACACCCACUCAUAUCUUCAUUUUGUCAGCAAACCUAACCUCCUUGAACUAGGUGUGUUGACAGUGCUCUGCUCCCUCUGCAGUGCUGGCCUACCUGCCACUGGCUUUGGCUAUGUUUAUUUCAGUAUGGUUAUAACUGUAGGCUUGCUUUACUAGAUUUCAUCUCUCAAAGUGGGAAAAGAGCCAGAAAUUCCUCUUUUCUGGCCCCAGGUUCAGUUCCCAGCAUCCACAUGCUGACUCAUAGCCACCUAUAACUCUAGUCCUAUGGGAUCCGAAGCUCUCCUCUGGUGUGCGAAUAUCCAUGCAAACAAACAUCCAUAUACAUAAAAUAAAAUUUCUCUUCCUACUAUUUCCCCACAAGCACAACCAAAUAACUGAACACAAGUACCUAUGAAUGCCAGUUAGAGCUGUCCUCUCUUGUCUCUCUUCCUAGGUCCAAGAGUUUUCUGGUCCUAAGUGAACACCAUUAAUGCCUGGGAUAACUACAGAGUGAGUUAAUGUUGAGACUGUGGUGAGGAAGCCUGGUUUAGACUGCCUCCUGUUCAUGUUACUCUUGACUUACAGCCAUUAAGUCACUAAGGAGCUAAUUAGCUUUAGGUGUGUUUAUUAUUAGACAGCUGAUAGAAGUGCAACUAAGAAUUUCGUCAACAUAGCUGACAUUUUGAGACUAGUUAGCCUCAUUCAGGAAUCUCUGACUAAUCCCAAAGUACUGUCUUUUUGUUUGUUUGUGUUUUAGAGACAGGAUUUCUCUAUGUAACAGUCCUGGCUGAUCUGGAACUCACUCUGUAGACCAGGCUGGCCUCGAACUCAGAGAUCUGCCUGCCUCUGCUUUGCGAGUGCUGGGAUUAAAAGUGUGUGCCACCACUGCCCAGUUCCAAAGUACUGUCUUAUCUCAUUUCUAUAAGAUAGAAAAUGACUACCCAAGAAUGCUUUAGAGGGAUUUUCAUUUUCCUUUCAUAUUGGGACAAAGUCCAUGCUUACUUUUGUUUAACCACAGUGGAUGAUCAAGGCAGUCUCUGAGAGACUUUUAGAGAGGGAAGAUGGAGACUUGAGACUAGAAGAAGAAGGAAGGAUUGACUUACCAUGGUCAUACUGAGUGGCCUUGGGCAAAUGUUUUCCUCCCACUGAGAUAUAAGACUUGAUAUAUUCAUCACGUACUGUGGGCACUAUAGUCAAGGCCCUCCACAUGAUAAAGGCUCAUGAAGAUGUGUCCUUAAUCAACAAUGAACAAGACUUAUACUUUUUGUUGGCAAAAGCUAAAUAUAAUUGAGACUGUAUUCAUUGCUACAGCGUACAUAUUUAUACGUACAUAUAUAAACUCUUAGGAAGAAAGGAGUGCACAGAGGAAAAAGUGCCUGUCAUUCCUGAAAGUCAGGAUGUGGCCUUAGUUCUGGCCCAUUUGUUUUCCGUAUAAAACAAAAGCAUUGAACUGGAUGAUCUGUGGUUCCUGUGAUGGAAAUAUGUGACCAGAUGUAUCAUGGAAAUGAGGGGGUAUUGUUGAGCCAGACAUUGUGAUUAGGAUAGAUUAUGGUGAUUUCAUGAUAAAAAUGAAAGAAUUCUGUGAUUAAUUAAAACAUAUUACAAUGCAAAAACCCUCUGAGCAUGGUGGCGCACACUCAUGAGGCAGAAGCAGGUGGAUUUCUUCAAGUUCAAAGCCAGCCUGAUCUUCAUAGAGUUCCAUGCCAGUCAGAGCUAUGUUGUAGGCCCCUGUCAGUGGAGGGUGGGGUGGGGAUGGGGAAGAAGAGAGAGACAGAGGAAUUCUGGCAUAAACUAAAUUAAAACCCUGAUUUUGCGUGAGAGAACUAGAGGGAGAAACAUGCCUGUAGGAGAAUGCCCAUGUGCUCCCCAGAGACUGUCCAGAGACACCAGCUGCCCUACCUACUGCU
Messenger RNA from Alexandromys fortis (reed vole), 6517 nucleotides. RefSeq names its product protein phosphatase 4 regulatory subunit 4 (gene Ppp4r4). NCBI's taxonomy places the organism in Eukaryota, Metazoa, Chordata, Mammalia, Rodentia, Cricetidae. The transcript has 25 exons. The coding region runs from base 288 to 2912 and encodes 874 amino acids. Gene Ontology annotation, cellular component: cytosol; protein serine/threonine phosphatase complex. The record is from RefSeq and is a predicted model, not a curated record. Gene Ontology annotation, molecular function: protein phosphatase regulator activity; protein binding.